GGGGGGAGUUUAGAGGAAGCGGAAGUGUCAGCGCAAGCGGAAGUGGUACUGCCCUGAAUACCCCGAGCAGCGAAACGGAGGACAGCUUGAUACUCCCAUCGUUAACAGACACAAAUCAGGACUCGAAAUAUAUUUAAAUUUGCAUCAUGGACAAGAGCGACCUAGUGCAGAAGGCAAAGCUCGCUGAGCAGGCCGAGCGCUAUGAUGACAUGGCUGCUUCUAUGAAGGCCGUCACGGAGGGCGGCGUUGAGCUUUCCAACGAAGAACGCAACCUGCUUUCCGUGGCUUACAAGAACGUGGUGGGCGCCCGCCGCUCGUCCUGGCGCGUGAUCUCCAGCAUCGAGCAGAAAACGGAGGGCAACGAGAAGAAACAGCAGAUGGCGCGUGAAUACCGUGAGAAGAUCGAGGCUGAGCUUCAGGACAUCUGCAACGACGUGCUGGGUCUCCUGGAGAAGUACCUCAUUCCCAACGCUAGCCAGGCAGAGAGCAAAGUCUUCUACCUGAAAAUGAAAGGAGACUACUACAGAUACCUGUCCGAGGUGGCAUCCGGAGAAUCAAAGAAAACCACAGUGGACAACUCUCAGAAGGCUUACCAGGAUGCAUUUGAGAUCAGCAAAAGGGAAAUGCAGCCAACACACCCCAUCAGGCUGGGACUAGCGCUGAACUUCUCCGUGUUUUACUAUGAAAUCCUCAACACCCCAGAGCAGGCCUGCAGUUUGGCAAAGACGGCUUUCGAUGAGGCAAUUGCUGAGCUGGACACCUUGAAUGAGGACUCCUACAAAGACAGCACCCUGAUCAUGCAGUUACUAAGGGACAACCUCACUCUGUGGACAUCAGAAAACCAGGGUGAUGAGGGGGAUGCUGGCGAGGAGAGAACUAAAGGCGUUGCACUUCACUGUUAAAUCCACCUACACUCUUUAUCUUACACAUAUACAGCCCAUAAUUCCCUGCUCCAUCCAGUCCACCUCACCUUUAUCCACCUUUCUGUAUGACGAGCAGCAUGAAUUGUACCUGACCUACAAGUUUGUAUCCCUAAAGCCAAGAGCGGCGGGGUGAAGUUUGGUUUUUUCCAAGGCUGACUUGUCUCGAACAUGUCUGUUUGUGUAUUUUCCCCCAGACGAGGGAAAAUUGGUUGAAUAGUGGAAACGAAUUUACAUCCUUUUUCCCUUCCCAAAAUCCCUCCUAACAUUUUUAAAAGGUAUAUGUUCUCUGGUCUAGCAGGAUAUAAUGCAUUAUAGUGUCCCUCCCCACCCAUUUUUUCCCCUCCUCUGUCUUUUCUCUCUAAUAGUGUACUGGCUAUCGCUGGUUUUAUUCAAAAGGUUAUUAAACUGUCCAUUAAUUUAACAAACACUGUGACGUUCAGUUUUUCCUCCUGGAUAACUUUGUGCUCAAUGAACGGUUUCGCUACGAGUAGCAGUACAAUUCUGUUGCGAUCUCAUACAGAAGGGAUGAAAACCGUAUUGUGACACUGACUAACAUGCAUUUACUAUUAUUGCUGUCAUGUGCGUGAUUUUUGCAUACACGGCUAACAACGACAAAAGGGACCCGAGGUUUGCCAUUCCGUGUCUACUUUCAGUUUUAAGUUGAAGACAUUCCACCAGUACGUGACCUCUCACGAUUACAGACCUUAUUGUGAACAAACUGGAGAGUUUCCUAAUGUGCUGUCAACGAGGCAGUCAACAUAAAGGUGCUGUUUGACAUCAGUAAACGAUUUUCCUGGUUUGUUCUGUACGUUUAUUUUAUUUUUUUUCCCUUUUUUACGUAAUUCUGCCCACACCUCAGUUUAAUAAAGAUGUAAAAUUGUAAACAUUUUAACGGUAAAUGUAUAAAUUUGUCUUGAAACUAAAUGCUUGCAAAAACUUUUUUUUUUUUUAAGUUAUGCAACCCUCUUACGAACAGAAGCCGAUGCUUGACGUUUCCCUCUUCGUGUUAAUCAGAAGGUGUUUUGGAGCCUUUAGAAUUGACUUUGAGCUUUACUAGUCUUGGCCCAAAGUCUGCGAAACGCAAGCCGAGAUCGAAUUUGGCGAAUGGUUGGAAGGACCUGGAGCAGUUUUCGAGGGGUAGCCACUCACUCAGUGUCACAAUACUUUGUCACGUCACCAUAACAUUCCACUUAGGUGUAGAACUCAUCCGUCUCGAGCUGAAGACAAUGUUCAUGCACUGAAGACGAAAUUUCUCUCUCUCUCUCUCUCUCUCUAUCUCCCCUUAGCUGAACAAAUGGCAGUUAUUCUACGCUUGAUUACAAAAAAUACAGUAGUGAAUGUGGAGCCGAGCCUGUCUGUAUAUCUGGUAUCUCCAAUUGCUUUGUUUUUACUGACCAGUAUUCUGCCUAAAGUUAGCUUCUGUGACGGUUUCAUUGCUUAGCGCGCACGUGGUUGUGAAAAUUUAGACUAGCUUAAGGAAAAAAAAAUUGCAAAACGACAAAAAAAAAUAAUACAACCUGGUUAUUGACGUAAUACUAGAUUUGUGUAUGUCUUUUAAAACAGUUCUAGUUUCACCUUACAUGUUAUAAUCAGGAAAGUGUAAAAGACAAUUUAAAGUGAAAUAAAAGUUUUAUCAGUUCCAAA
Molecule: messenger RNA, 2567 nt
Organism: Puntigrus tetrazona (Sumatra barb)
Lineage: Eukaryota; Metazoa; Chordata; Actinopteri; Cypriniformes; Cyprinidae
Gene: ywhaba
Product: tyrosine 3-monooxygenase/tryptophan 5-monooxygenase activation protein, beta polypeptide a
Exons: 6
Coding region: 147-902 (251 amino acids)
Biological process (GO): signal transduction
Cellular component (GO): cytoplasm
Source: RefSeq, a predicted model, not a curated record